Messenger RNA from Marmota monax (woodchuck), 19334 nucleotides. RefSeq names its product argonaute RISC catalytic component 3 (gene Ago3). Gene Ontology annotation, molecular function: RNA binding; protein binding. Gene Ontology annotation, biological process: regulatory ncRNA-mediated gene silencing; regulation of stem cell proliferation. Lineage: Eukaryota; Metazoa; Chordata; Mammalia; Rodentia; Sciuridae. The record is from RefSeq and is a predicted model, not a curated record. Bases 2633 to 4513 code for a protein of 626 amino acids. The transcript is spliced from 16 exons.
UUUAUUUUCUACUUCUAUCAGUCAUUUAUUUUGUAUAUAUUAUCUCAUUCUUAGAGUACAUAACAGUUGCAUUCCAUUCUGUCAUCAGUACAUAUAUUUGUUUUCAUCUUAAAUCUACAAUUAAUGUAUUGGUGCUCACUAUCAGUCCUUUUGCUGAAAUUUUUCCUGUUGUUCAGUGGUUUCAGUUUGUCCUCAAGUUGUUUCUUUAAGAAGGUUUCAUAUGGAUAAAUGCUGAGAUUUUGCAGGGUCAGUAGCCUUAUUUAUGAAAGACUGUUUGGCUAACUACAAAAUUACUGACUCACACUUUCUUUCCUUGAGUGUCUUUUGGAAAAUUAUCCACUGUCUUCUGACAUUGAAUGCCCAGUUAGAGAAGAAUGAUGCUGGUGUACUUUUUUUUUCUUAGAAGAGUUCAGCUUUAAGUAAUCCCAGUAACUCAGGAGGCUGAGGCAGGAGGAUCUCAAGUUCAAAGCCAGUCUCGGCAACUUUGCAAGGCCCUAAGCAAUUUCAUGAGACCCUGUCUCAAAAUAAAAAAUAAAAAGGGCUAGGGAUAUAACCCAGUGGUUAAGCUCCCCUGUGUUCAGUUCCUAGUACCAAAGAAAAGGGAUCUGUUUGUUUGUUUUGUUUUGUUUUAUUUUCCCUUUUUAAGACAGUGUCUUGCUGAGUUGCACCCAGGGAUGGUCUUGAACUCAUGAUCUUCCUGCCUUAGUCUCCUAAAGAGUGGAUUUCAGGCACAUGCUGCAGAGCUUGACUUUAGGGAUUUGUUUUUUGUCUGGUUGCUAAAAGUAUUUUUUCCGACUCUUUUAUUAGAUAUUUUUUACUUAGUUGGCCAUGUGGAGUCAAUUUUAUUUAGAAUAUGAGAUUCCCUUUGAAAAUAUAGGUAGGUACAAGUCAUAUCUUUUUUAAAAAAAUAAAUAUCAGCUUAUUUUCACUUUAAAAAUUUCCAUCCAAUGUGUAUACUUUACCAAGUGUUUGUGGCAGUUUAAUUUUUAUUUUUGAAUUAAAAAAAUGUUUUUCUUCCAUUUCUUUGCUGAGUUUUGCUGUGCAUUUUAACUGCAUUAUGCAUUUUUGAACACAUGUUAAAAAGUAGGGUUGUAUUUUCAUCUAUUUUGUGAUAUUGUCUGUUGAUUUUUUGUUGUUGUUGUUAAAGAUGUUACACUGCCCUUUCCCCCCCACACACAAUUUUUACCUGGUAUCUUUGUGUAGAUACAUACUGGGUUUUUGUUGUUCAUAUUUGAUCAAGAUGCAUUCUUUCAAACUACCUAUUAAGAGGGAAAUUACAGGUAUGCCAAGAACAUUAGUUGCAUCUUAGGUGCAAGAUAGUUUUCCUGGUUUCUCUGCUCAAAACUUCUGUCCUCUUUUGUGCCAGUGGAUUCAUUCUUCAAAGUAUAGCCACAUCUUCUGGGCCUCUCUAACUUAAGUGAUUUAAGUAGUGUGAACUAUCAGCCUUGAGUUCCCACAGGUUCUUAUAGCUUCUACUACCAAAAGAUAUGACUUCUGCCUUCUAAAUUUCUUGCUUUGUAUGUUAACAAUUCGAGAAUUUGGGAAAUUAUAUACAAGUUUUUAUACAACUUUCCUGUAAGUUUGAAAGAAAAAUGCAUGCCUCACUUUUAGAAGAGUAGUUUUUUCUGAGACUGAAACUUUUCCCUCCACUUACUCUCAUGACACUUUCUAUAUCUCCUUCUCUAGUUGCUUCUGAGAUUUCCCUGAUCCAGUCUCAAUUAUAAAUGUUGCAAUUCUGACUUAAGAGAGGAACCUUUUUUGGGGGGAGUGAAAAUUUGCUAUUCCCCCACUAUUUUAUACUUUUUGUCAUUCUCCCAUGCUCAGAUGUGGCUUCUUGCAUAGGUUCUAGUAGUCCCGGGUACUUUGGGCCAUGUUUACUUAUGAUUUGGUAUUUUCUGCUUUUUAUUAUCUUCUAGUUUUACUGAAGAUAUAUGGGUUUGUUUUGUUUUGUUCUUUUUCUUAACUUUCUCUUUGUUGCUCUACACAGGUCCUAGGAGAAAGAUGGGGAAAUUUGGAAAUUGCUAUUAUGUUCCUACUGGAACAUGAAGUCUAGCUUUGGAAAUUUUUAAGAAUAAUUUCUAAAUAAUCUAUCAAAGAAAUCACAAAAGAAAUUUGAAUUUCAAAUUGAGUGAUUAACAGUACACAUCAGAACUGGCAUAAUUGACUAAAACAAUGCUUAGAGAGAAUUUAGAACUUUAAAUGCCUAUUACAAAAAAAGAAAAGCAUCAGUGACCUGAGUAUUCAUCUCAACAGUUAGAAAAAUAACAGAAAAUUAAAUUCAAAGAGAAUAGAAGAAAAUAAAAGCUAAAAAUAGAAACCAAUGAGGGGGGUAAAACUUAUUUCCUUUAAGUAGGGAGACUUCAAAGAUUCUUAAGAAGGAUAGUGACAUGAUCAUAUUUGUUUUCCAGAAAGAGACCUCUGGCAGCAGUGUGGAGAAUAGAUAGAGGAGAAAAAAACUAAUCUGAGAAGCCAGUUAGGAGGCUUUUCAAUCACUAGUUCAGGUUUCAAUCUACAUGUUACUUCCUUGAGAAGCGUUGUUUGACAGACACCCUUCUCCCCCAUCCAGCCAUCCCCCAAGUCUGAGUUAGUUUCUGCCACUGCCUUCUACAAAGCACAACCUGUAAUUCAGUUCAUGUGUGAAGUUCUUGAUAUUCACAAUAUUGAUGAACAACCAAGACCUCUGACUGAUUCUCACCGGGUAAAAUUCACCAAAGAGAUAAAAGGUCUGAAGGUUGAAGUGACUCAUUGUGGAACAAUGAGACGGAAAUACCGUGUUUGUAAUGUAACAAGAAGGCCUGCCAGUCAUCAAACCUUUCCCUUACAGCUAGAAAAUGGCCAAACUGUGGAGAGAACAGUAGCUCAGUAUUUCAGAGAAAAGUACACUCUUCAGUUGAAGUACCCACACCUUCCCUGUCUGCAAGUGGGGCAGGAGCAGAAACAUACCUACCUGCCGCUGGAAGUCUGUAAUAUUGUGGCAGGACAACGAUGUAUUAAGAAACUAACAGACAAUCAGACUUCAACUAUGAUCAAGGCAACAGCAAGAUCUGCACCAGAUAGACAAGAGGAAAUUAGCAGAUUGGUAAGAAGUGCAAAUUAUGAAACAGAUCCAUUUGUUCAGGAGUUUCAAUUUAAAGUUCGAGAUGAAAUGGCCCAUGUAACCGGACGUGUACUUCCAGCACCUAUGCUCCAGUAUGGAGGACGGAAUCGGACAGUGGCAACACCAAGCCACGGAGUAUGGGAUAUGCGAGGAAAACAGUUCCACACAGGAGUUGAAAUCAAAAUGUGGGCUAUAGCUUGUUUUGCCACACAGAGGCAGUGCAGAGAAGAAAUUUUAAAGGGUUUCACAGACCAACUGCGUAAGAUUUCCAAGGAUGCAGGGAUGCCCAUCCAGGGCCAGCCAUGCUUCUGCAAAUACGCACAGGGCGCAGACAGCGUAGAGCCCAUGUUCCGGCACCUCAAGAAUACAUACUCUGGGUUACAGCUCAUUAUUGUCAUCCUGCCAGGAAAGACACCAGUGUAUGCGGAGGUGAAACGUGUAGGAGAUACACUUUUGGGUAUGGCUACACAGUGUGUUCAAGUGAAGAAUGUAAUAAAAACAUCUCCUCAAACUCUUUCAAAUUUGUGCCUAAAGAUUAAUGUUAAACUCGGCGGGAUAAAUAAUAUUCUUGUACCUCAUCAAAGACCUUCUGUGUUCCAGCAACCAGUGAUCUUUUUGGGAGCAGAUGUCACUCAUCCACCUGCUGGUGAUGGGAAAAAACCUUCUAUUGCUGCUGUUGUAGGUAGUAUGGAUGCCCACCCAAGCAGAUACUGUGCCACAGUAAGAGUUCAGAGACCCAGGCAGGAGAUCAUCCAGGACUUGGCAUCCAUGGUCCGAGAACUUCUCAUUCAAUUUUAUAAGUCAACUCGGUUCAAACCUACUCGUAUCAUCUUUUAUCGGGAUGGUGUUUCAGAGGGACAGUUUAGACAGGUGUUAUAUUAUGAGCUACUAGCAAUUCGAGAAGCCUGCAUCAGUUUGGAGAAAGACUAUCAACCUGGAAUAACCUAUAUCGUAGUACAGAAGAGACAUCACACUCGACUAUUUUGUGCUGAUAGGACAGAAAGGGUCGGAAGAAGUGGCAAUAUCCCAGCUGGAACAACAGUUGAUACAGACAUUACACACCCGUAUGAGUUUGAUUUUUACCUCUGUAGCCAUGCUGGAAUACAGGGUACCAGCCGUCCUUCACACUACCAUGUUUUAUGGGAUGAUAACUGCUUUACUGCAGAUGAACUUCAGCUGCUAACUUACCAGCUCUGCCACACUUACGUACGCUGUACACGAUCUGUUUCUAUACCUGCACCAGCGUAUUAUGCUCACCUGGUAGCAUUCAGAGCCAGAUAUCAUCUUGUGGACAAAGAACAUGACAGUGCUGAAGGAAGCCACGUUUCAGGACAGAGCAAUGGGCGAGAUCCACAAGCUCUUGCCAAGGCUGUACAGAUUCACCAAGAUACCUUACGCACAAUGUACUUUGCUUAAGUCCAAGGAAGAACUGAAAGAUGCGUCGACACAACGUAUGUUUUGAGUGAGUUGAUUGAGUAGGGACACCUCCAACCAUACAGAAGCCAGUGCUGUGUGGAUGUCUGCUUCUUAUGUUGAUAGAAGGAAAUUGUUUACUUCAUCGAGGAACGCAGCACCAUUAUGCAAUAUGAAACCAGCCAGCUGCUUUUUGUGCGGUCUCCUGUAGGAAGUAUCGCAAUUGUUUUGUUUUCACUUCUUAUAGUCUAACCCUUUUAAUGCCUUUACCUCAAGUUGCUUGGCAGCACAACUAUCUUUGCAAAAAAAAAGUAAAGAAAAAGUAAAUGAUGGUUUAAAAACACAUACCUAUACGAAUAAUCAAAGUGAUUGUUCACAACUAUGUGUGCAAAAAAAUUAAUGUGUGUUCAUAUAUUCUUGUAAAAGGAGUCUGUGUAUUUUAAAAAUAUAUACAUGUAUACUUCAUAUGCAUAUAUAUCUGAAUCUAGAUAAUAGAUAUAUAUGUGUCUGUGUAUAUAUUUUGUAGUUCAUUCCAAUGGGGAGCUUUCUUUCCCUUUUAUUCUCCCCUCACUACCACCUUUAUUUUCCUCUCUACCUUCCUUGCCUUCGUCUACAUUUUUUCAUUAAUGCUAUCAGUGACAUUCAGAUGUUCAUAUGUAUGAUUUAUUUGAAUGUGAAGCAUGGCAAACUAUAGAUUUCUAUUUUAUUUUGCACACCUUAUACCUUUCUUCUAUCUCAUACACAGUUCUGAGUCCUCAACUCUUGAUAUUGCGUUUUGUAUGAGCGUGUGUCUCUCCCUCCUGCUCUGAACUUAUAUUUGCCAUUUGUGCAAUGUGUACAUAAGCAGUAGCAACCCAAAUGAUUCCUUUUCUUUAGUGAGUUUGUUGAAGCUGCUAUAAAUAUAAAACCUUGUCAGAAGUUGUCACUUUUUCUCUCUGAUAUGCGUUAUGUAAUUCUAAAACCUUCUGUUUCUGUGAGUUACACAUGAAAAUCCCUUAAAUCUUUUAUAAAUGGUAAAUAUUUUGAAAGAUUGGAACUCUGUAGGGUUGAGGCCUCUGAAAUUGUGUGUGGGGGGGGACAGAGAGAGAAAGAGAGAGAGAAGGGAUUGUUGUGGAGGGGUGCAUUUUGUUUUUUGCUAGUUUACUUGCUGCCUCUCAUACCUUAAUGUGAUUUUCAUAUAUAUAUAUUUUUAUAUAUAUGUAUGUGUGUAUAUAUAAACAUAUAUGUAUGUGUUUUGAAGUACAGCUUCCUUUUCUUUUAUAUUUAUUAGAAUAGUGCUUUAAUAAUUAUAGAACUGUAUUGGCAACAUCUUUUAUAGAAAUAUAAUCAUGCUUAUUUUAAGAACCGACAACAUGUUUUUGCUAUUUUUAGUGCAAUAAGCAGUUUUAAAGGACAGUUGUGUCUGUUUGACAUCUUUACAAUGGAUAGUAGGAAAAACAGGCACCUCCAUUAUUUUAAAAGGGCAAAGUAAUCCAGCCUUAAUUGAAGAAGGAAAGUUUCGUAAUUUUCAAUUUUAAUGCAUGUCUUUUAAAAUUUAUAAUGAAAACGAAGGAAGUAAAAUUAUUUAAAUGAGUCUGACCUUGAAUAUCAGAAAUAAAGUUGAACUUUGAUUUAGUGAAGAGCUUAAGAUUUAAAAGAUUUUUAAAUUAUUUGAAAAUAGAUCAUGUUUGUUGAAGAAUCAUAUGGGCAAAGUACCCAUUUUAUUUACUAAAAUGAAUCAGGAAUAUACAGAAUGGUAUUUUUAAAAGAUUUUUCUGCUGAUUUAUCACUAAUGUAACUUUCUUUUCAAAAUUAAGGUGAUGGUGACAAAGGAAUUUAAGACAUUGAUCAUUUUAAAUGAGUUAAAAAUGUGAGGAAAACUUUUUACGGAACUUUUGUUUUAUUGAUUUCACUUUAAAAUACUUAAAAAGUACUAUUAAUCUUUCAAAACCAAGUUUAUCAGUACCAUUGGAGUCAGGGGAGCUUUGCACUUUGUAACUCAUAAAAAUUGCAUUUGAGGGUUUUUUGUUUUGUUUUUUAACACUGGUUCAAAGUAUAAGUAUUACAGAUCGUUUCCAGUGGGCAUUGGUGUUAGCCUUUCAGAAUUCCAUCUGCACAUGAAAACUAAUGGAUUUAGACCUUUAGUUUUUCUCACACCUGUAAUCCACUAUUAUUGCCUAUUUACUGUAUUUUGAGCCUAAAAUCUGAGCCCAUGUCCUCCAACAGGUAUGAAGUCUUUUGUCCCUUUGCCAGAAAACUAAAAAAGUACUGUAUUUUGUAUGAUUAUUAUUUUGAAGUAUCUGAAAUGCAAUUUACAACACUGUUUCAAAGCACUUUACAUAAGAUAAUAUUUGUAUAGUAUAUACAUUUUGUUUCUUCAAGCCUUCUCUCAUCUUCUCCCCAAAAAUUCUUUUAAAACGUGUUUGGGUUUUUUGUUUGUUUAAUUUUUGUUUUGUCUUGGUUUGUUUCUUGAGACAGGGUCUCACUGUGUGGCCCAGACUGGUUUCAAACUCAGAGGCUCACGUAAUCCUCCCACCUGAGCCUUCCCAGUAGCUGGGACUACAGGUAUGCACCACACCUGGCUGUUUUUUUAUAUUGAAGUUUCAUGAAUAUAGUCAAGAACAUAGGAAAGAAAAGAAAAUAGUAUAUCCUAAAUGUAAAAACUUGGUUUAUGCUUGCUUAAUAUAAAUAAAACCAUCUUCCUUUGUCUGUGGCAUCUGUACAUAUUCAUGUGAGAGACUUUAGGGAGCAACUGUGGAUACCAUGUCCCUGUUUACUACUUUACCUAAUUUUCAGUCACUUAGGCUCACAUUGGCUAAAGUGAAGCCCUUAAUUUAAAUCUAUUUGGAAGGACUUUUUUAAGAGGAGAAAUAUUUUUUCUAAAAUAUAAAGUUUUACCUUUUGAGUGAUUUCUUUUUUAGAGUGCUCUUAAAUUAUUCAGCAUUGCUGGUUUAAGAUUCUUAACUUGGAAGAAUAUGUCUAGUAAAUUUCUAUUUUGCUUACUAAUAAGUUGGUAUACCAAACUUAAUUAUAAGAAACCUGUGCUUUGAAUUUUAAGAUAUAAGACUAAGUGGCAGUCACCUCUUGAAAAUUGUUCUAGUUAUUUUUGCACUCUGGAUAGAAUUCCUAAUCUUUUCUGUUUAAAAAAAACAAACAAAAAAAAAAACAUGAAACUCACAGUGACGUUUCUACCCUUGCACUUAUUCUUUAACUAUAUGAUGAAUGCUAAAUUUUGAUCUGCUGUUUUCUGUGUUGUAUCUCAUGAGAGUGACUUUAAAAUGUCAGUCACGGAAACUGAUAUAAUGAUUUUAUGUGAAGAAUUAUGAGUUUGGACUGAGUGUAUAGCUCAGUGGUACAGUACUUGCUAAGCAUGUGCAAGGCCCUAGGCUCAAUCCCAGCACCACAAACAAAAAACAGAAUAAUUAGAAAUUUAAUAUAUAUUCUUGAUGGUAAAGUUGUCUAUGUAAAGUGCCCUAUGUAUGUUAUUAUAUUACAGUAUCACAUUACUGGCAUUGAGGACCACACAUUUAUAAUACUGUAGCUGCUAUAUUUAUUCCAGUCAACAUUUACUGCACUAAACAAUAAGGAGAUGAGCAGGAUUCAAGGCUACUAUUAGACCCUUUUUGUUGUUUUUCUAAGAUUUGAGGACAUGAGAUAUCAAGGUAACACAGGGUGCUGCCAUUUUAGUUUCAAUUUAUUAUUAGAAUAUCCCUGUUUUAGACACAUAGAUUUUUACUUUUAUACUUUGAAAAAGGGUACCUCAGCCUCCUCAGUACUGGUUUUUGGCACAUUUUCACAGAAAUACAGAUGCCCUUUUUAAUAGUUACCUUUUAAUAAGUUUCUUAGAAAAACUAUAUUACAAGUUCCAUGAAAAUAUUCUUAUUUAUAACCUAUUAAUUUAUUUCUCUGCUUAGAAGAGAGUGUAGAAUGGAUUCUAGUGGGCAUGGACUGGGUGUUUGGGAAGGCCCCUCAACAAAGAUUCAUCUCUAUCCAGUCUUCUAGACCAAUGGAAGUUUUCCAAACUAGAUCCUUUGUGAUCCACUGUGACCUAAUGUUGACUUGUAUCUUCUCUGAUGGAUUUCAGGAUGACAGACAUGACUGAUUGGGAAUCAUGACAAGACUUAUCAUAUGCUUAGGGAAAUAAAAGCUGAGCUGCUACUUUGUAGAAAGGGCUGGUAGAGGAUCCCAGCAUCAGAGAAAGUGAGCAAGCACUCUGUGCCAAUAGUAAAUCUGAAUUCCAGAAUAGACAUCAAGAAAUGGGUGGAUCUUUUCAGAGGCUCAUGACUUUGUGGAGAGCAGUGAUUUUUAUGAAAUUCAAUAGCCGUUUGGACAUGGCUAGAACAUUUUAUAGUCUUCCUAUCGGAAACUUGAUAAUAUAAGUGACAACUCUGCAUAAUUUUCAUUGUGUCAUUAAAUCUGAGUUAAAUGUUUACCUAAAUCAUCCUCUUAGAUUUUCUCCUAUUGAAGAAAAAAAAGACUGCCCUUAACAGUACCUUGCCACUUAAAUUAUAUGAGCUCAUCAAGCUGCAAAGAGAAAUCAUUAGUCCAGCAUCUUUAUUUCAGCUUUUUUUUUUUUUUCACGGGGGAGGGAGUACUGGGGAUUAAACUCAGGGGCACUUGACCACUGAGCCACAUCCCCAGCCCUAUUUUGUAUUUUAUUUAGAGACAGGGUCUCACUGAGUUGCUUACUUAGCGCCUCACCAUUGCUGAGGUUGGCUUUGAACUUUUGAUCCUCCUGUCUCAGCCUCCCGAGCUGCUGGGAUUACAGGGGUGCACCACCAUGCUAUUUCAGCUUUUUUAUCCAUACAGAUUGUUAGUUCUUUUUGAGAAUUUGUGGAUAUCUUAAAGCUUCAAUAGUAAUAGUUGGGGGACUUUAUAUCAAGUGAGGUCGUAUCACCCUGAUUUAGGGUGUGUCUUUGUUUUGCUAUUUCCCUCUCAUUUGAUCUUAUAAAGCGCCUUUGUGAGCUAUAGAAAUCAAAAAAUAGGCCAAGCAUAGAUUGUAAAAAUCAUUACAGAAUUCACAUAAUUUUCCAAAAAAAAAUUAAAGGGGAUUUUUAAAAUUUCUGUUUAUACUGGGAACAUUCUUGUUCAGUGACAAUAUUAGAAAUGGUACUGUGAUUAAUGAAUGACAAGUUAAGUCCCAGAAGGGGGAUAGGGCUGGGGAGAGUGAAAGAGAUAGAUCUCACAAAGGGAAAAAUAUUUUUACUUUUUUCCUACUUUUAAAAAUGGUACAUUUAAUUUUAUAAUUUACAGUAUUUCAUUUUUAAUAGUCAAGGCUUAUUCUACUAUUAUCUGCUGCUAGCUUAAAAAUUUUUCCUUUACCCAUCAAAAACAGUGCUCUAAAUUUUUACACUGUUGAUUAAAUCUCCAAGAUCUUUUUGUUAACAAUUUUUAUUUGAAUUAAAGAUAGAAAAAUAAUAAAUUUAAUAUGGAGGGUUGAAAUUUACCCAUGACAAACCCUACUGAAGUAUUAGGUAACAAAUAUGACAAAUUUAGGGUCUUCUCAAAUCAUCUGUCCAAUCACUGGGCUCCCUUCCUUUUUGAAACCAAUGUCUGAGGUAACCAAAAUCUAAUGUAGCUAUGUUAUAUUCUCAGUAAAGCAAAGAUAUUCUUCAGUAGACUUUGAAUUGAAUUUUUAAAUCAUUUUUUAAAACAAGGCGGUUCUUAGAAAGUGCCUUUUCAGAAGAUGGUGCUGUAGAAUUUUAUUUUUCAGUUCUCAUGACACUAAAAAUUUGGAAGACAAAUUAUUUUAGAACUUCAAGAGUAUGACAGUUUCAUAUAAAUAAUGUUAUUCAUUGUCCUAAAUCUGGUCAGGGGAACAAGGAAUACUAUUAUGCAGUAAAAUAUCUAGGUAAAUGCUCACCAAAUUUAUCGUGUAAAUUUGAAAAUAAAAAUUUUAACAGAUUAACCCUUUUAAUUCUCACCUGUGUUUAAGGUAACCUAUAAUGCAUAUAAAACAGCAAAUCUACUUAACUUCUUACCAAGACGAUGAGUAUUGUAGCAAGUAUCCUAAGGAAAAGAACCCUGCCAGGAAUUAUAUGUCAUAGGCUACCUUUCCAUUUUUUUCAGCAUAGAUUGCUGGCUGUAACCUUUUCUAAUUAUCAUUAUUAAGGAAGAAUGCUUAUACAGGGAGAGCUAAGUCAUCAUUGAGAUCAGUUUAAGAAAGCAAGCAAAAUGAUUAUGUCUCUAGGGAAAUUUUCUUUUUUUUUUUUUUUUUUUUUUUUUUUACACUGAAGUAGGUGUUUGUUUUGGUUUUUGGCUUUGUUUUGGUUUGGGUUUUUUGUUUUGUUUUUGUUGUUUUUGUUUUUUGUGUGUGUGUAUGUGGGGUUUUGGGGGUUUGUUGUUGUUGUUGUUGUUGGUUUGUUUGUGGUACUGGGGAUUGAACUCAGGACCUUGAACAUGCAGGCAAGUGCUUUGCCACUGAGCUACAUCCCAGCUCUGCACUAAAAAUUCUUUCUCUCCACCCCACUGCACCUAAGGUGGGGGAAACAUGAAAAAUGACUACAGUACAUUUAAAAGGACAUGAUGAUAAGUUAUUUAAAAAUAGAACAUGGGACUGGGGAUAUAGAUCAGUGGUAGAACUCAUUUGUAGAAUGCAUAUUGAGUAUGCUUGAGUCCCUGGGUACAUUCCCCCGGGCACUGUAAAAAGAAAAAAGGAAAAAAAUACACACACACACACACACUGUAUGUGUAUUCACACAUGUGCAAAUUGGGGCUUUGGAGGAGAUAAGCAAAAGAAAGGAAGAUAGAAGGACCAUUUAUACUUACUAGAAAUCUGGUAAUCUAACAGAAACCAAUUUUUCCCUGUAUUAAGAAGCAGUAAACAGCAGUAAAUGAUUACUUAACAAGUUCUGGUGAAUUUGGUGAGCAUUCCUCCAUAAAAUAAGCAGACUAAAAAUAAAUAUAAAUACACACCUCAGUAACUUUAUAUGCUGCAUCAUGUAAUGACAGUAAAAUAACACUGACCAUUUGGAGUGUAUUGUGUCUUUGCAAAUAUACAUGCACAUUAAACUUUUUCAUUUUUAUAAUGUCUUAAUAGCAAUUAUGAGUUUAUUUUUUUAAGAUUAAUUUUUCUAUUGUGAUGAUUAUAUUUAUUGGCAAUUUGUGCAACCUUUACAUUUUGCUUCAAUGUUGGUUUAAGGUAUUUUAUUUUUAUAGAUAUUUCUAGCUUUCCUCUUUCUUUGUAAUAUUAGCAAAAAUUAAGAUGGUGUGUUAAUAUACCAAACAAACUACUAAUUUAGAGUUUGGAUUUUUACCAAUAAAACCAUUAACAUUAUUUUAUAACUUAGACUAUUUAACGUUAUUUAUAUAGUGGGCAUUAAAGACAGUCUUUAGGUAGAUUUCUAUGUGUGGAGGGGAAGUGGGGCUUUUAGAUCUUAUUUCUUUUUUCUUAGUAGUAAACUAACACUAACAUGUUGGAUUUAUUUACCUGUUUGCAGUUUUUGGAAAAGUUGUUGAAUAAUUCAUUGUUUAAUUUCUUUUUUUAACUUUAGGUACAUUGUUCAGCAUUAAGAUUAUGAUAUCAUUUUUAUAGGUCAGGAAAAUAAAUAGCAGAUGAUCCUGAAGUCAUUAAUAAUUGACUUUGAAAUGGGAUUUUUCCCUCCAUAAUUAUAUGGAAGAUUUAUUACUCCUUUCUUUUCCUAGCAUACUUUCUUUUCCUGCUUGGUACCGAGAAUUUAACCGAGGAGUGCUUUACCACUGAACUACAUCCCCAGCUUCUUUUUUUUUUUAUUUUGAGAUAGCCUUGAUAAGUUAUUAAGGGCCUUGCUAUAUUGCUGAGGAUGGCCUAGAAUUUGGAAUCCCCUUGUCUGGGCCUCCCCAGUCACUAGGAUUAUUGGUAGGAGCCUGGCUCCUAGCAUACUUGUUUUUUUGUUGUUGCGGGAGGGGAUUCCGGGGAUUGAACUUCGGGGCACUAGACCACUGAGCCACAUCCCUAGCCCUAUUUUGUAUUUUUUAUUAGAGACAGAGUCUCAUUGAGUUGAGUAGCGCCUCGCUAAAUUGCUGGGGCUGGCUUUGAACUUGCGAUCCUCCUGCCUCCACUCCAGAGCCACUGGGAUUACAGGCGUGCACCACUGUGCCCUGCUUCCUAGCAUACUUUUAAAGUUGAUUCAAACAGUUGUGGUGCCACAUGCCUAUAAUCCCAGCAACUGGGGAGGCUGAGGUAAGAGGACACAAGUUGGAGGCAAUUUAGGGAGAUUCUGUCUCAAAAUUUUUAAAAAGGCUGGAUAUGUCAGUCAUCAGUCAGUGGUAAAGCACCCCUGGGUUCAAUCUCCAGUCCCUCUCAAAAAAAGUUGAUUCAACUCCUGAGUACCAGUUUACAUAGCCAGAGAGUGUCACGGAUAUAACCUGAUUCUGUAGAGUAUUUCAGCUAAUUAAAGUUUUUACUAGUAAUGUAUGAAUGUGAAUUAAUCAGAAAGCAAUGAAAAAAUGAUUAUAGAAUAUUAAUUUCAAGCAUAUAUAGUUACUCCAGAUUCCUAGUGAAUAAAUCAACAUUAUUUCUAUUGGCAUAUAAAUUUUUUUAAUAAAGUGCAUGAGAAGAGUAUAUUCCCUUAAGAAGGUAAAAUAUUUUCAUUCUAUUUUUGCACUAUGAGUUUGCUUGGUAAGGAAUUUUUUUUCCUGUAAGAAAAAACAUGCAUGAGGCCCUGGUUCCAUCCCUAGCACCACCAAAAAAAUUGUUUAAAAGAUAACUUUUAUCUCAACCUCUUAAGUUUUAAAUUCCAAACUAUUGGGACUCAAUGUAUGACACUGUGCUGUACUGUAUUCUAUUCUUCCACUGAGAGAGGGAGGGAAAUGGGAAAGUUUCCUGGAAUUAUAAAGGGGAAAAUUUUAUUUUUAUAUUAUAUAAAAUGUUACAGCUUAAGAUGAGUCAGCAUAUCAUUUCUUUUAUCUUUUUCCCAGUUACAUAAUUUAUAAUAUACUACUCUGAGUUAUUUCCUUCACUCCCACAUCAAGUACUCAUUGAAGAUUAGGACUCAUUAUAGGAAUUUGUUACUAGUAAGUAAAAACUAAAUAUGUUUCAAGCAGACAUAUAUUUUUCUGCAAGCAUAAGUCGUUCUUUUAAGGAUAUUGAUUGCACUUAUAAUUUCAAUAGUUUUAUUUAUUACAUUUCACAUUGUCUUAGGUUGACAGGCGCAUAAUUUUGGUGGACGAAUUACCUCUAUUCCUGUAUUUUCCCUUUUCCUUCCUCAAGUUCAUGGGAACCUGGCACACAGAGCUUAUUUUAACUGGUUGGCUUCAUAAAUCCACAUACCUGGCAUCAGUACUGUAUAAACAGGGAAGUAUUGUAAGGCUUGUUUAUAUUUGAAUCUCGCCUCUUCAGAAAGAAGUAUUUGUGCAGUAAGUAAGAGGCGAUCCAAAAAAAAGAACUGCCAUGAAAAGUCUCAUGAGUAGAAAACAGAUGGGAAAGUUGGUCAUUAGAACUUUGCAUUUGUUGUAUUCUUUCCAGAAAUUGACUGUGUGGACAUCUGUAACUUUAUGUUUGACAUUUAAGAGGCUGCAGCAAAAACUAGAGAGGGAAAUUAGUUUGAUGUUUAGUGUAUAAAACUUUCAUCUUCACUUCAUGACUUUCGAUUGGAAGAACAAACAAUCCCUGAAUUUAGCUCUUUAAUAGUCUUUUCAAACCAAAGAAGGAAAGACUCUUUCUGUAAAAAUGUUGCAUAUGUGAUUCUACCUUUCUCUAUUAUAAGAAUCUGUGACAAAAAAAUCUGUGAAGACAGGGGCCUUUGUAAAGAAACAGACUAGUGGGGUUGUGUGAGUAUGUAGUGAGGAGGAAUAAGGAGGUUUCUUUGCUGGAAUUCUUGGACAGAAACCUUACAGUUGUUUAAUAUUUGCCUCACACCCACAUAUUAAUAGAGCGACUCUUGCUAUGUGGACCAAUAAAAGAGACCUAAGAAGAGCGCUUCUGAACUCUACCUGUGUUAAGUGGUGUCCUAGACCCAGAGCUGCAUCUGGUAUGGGCAAGUUAGAUAAGUCUUAGAAGGUGCUUCUGAAUUAUUGUGAAGGAUUAAAUGAAAUACUUAUCCUCAGGUAGAACAAUGGCAUCACUCUCGAUGUAGUUCCCACUCUCCUUCUUUCUUUAGAAAACAGCAGUCUGGGCCUUUCCAGACAAGGAAGUCUCACCUAGAUAAAAAGUGUUUCUGGCAAAGGGUCUGGGGAAAUAGUGGUAGGAUGUAAUGAAGAAGGAAUUUGGGGCCACACACAGUGGUGCACGCCUGUAAUCUCAGUAGCUUGGGAGACUGAGGUAGGAGGAUCACGAGUUCAAAGGCAGCCUCUGCAAAAGCAAGGCACUAAGCAUCUCAGUGAGACCCUGUUUCUAAAUAAAAUACAAAAUAGGGCUGGGGAUGUGGCUCAGUGGUUGAGCAUCCCUGAGUUCAAUUCUUGGUACUCCAAAAAAAGAAGGAAUUUUGGGGUCAACAGUCCCAUCAGGCUAAUGGAUACAGUUUGGUCCCAGGGAGUUAACAAGAGUAAACUUUGGUUUUAGUAGCAACAAACUUGAUUUCCAGUGGUAAUUAAUUGCAAAUAUCUCCCUGUUUCACAGACUGGGAAUGAUCUCAUGUUAUCGAUGAUGACCCUGCAAAUGUGCAUGUGUUCUUUUUCAAAUUUAAAAACCAGAAAUAUAGGGGACUGGAAGUACAGCUUAAUGGUAAAGCAUGUGCUUAUUAGCAUGUCAGAGGACCUGGGUUCUAUCCCAGGAUCCAAAAACUAAAAAACACAAAAAUACAAAACCAGGAACAGCAGGCACUAACUGUAUUCCACUAGUUUAUCCUGCCAAGAUUCUCUAAAGUUUUCCAGGAGCUUUCUCAUGUUUUAGCCCAGGCUGCAACACCUUCUUUCUCUUUAGGGGAAAAAAAAAGAAGAGAAGAAAAAGGAUUUAGAGGUAGUUUAUGUGGAAUUCUUCUAUAGGUCUUUAAAAUACUCUGGGAAGGGGGAUCACACGCCAGGAGUUAUAAUUUCAUAGAAUGUUUUAGCAUUUUUGUUUGUUUCCCGGCACUGGGGAUUGAACCCAGGAGUGCUCUACCUCUGAGCUAAUUCCUAGUUCUUUGAUUUUUUUAUUUUGAGACAGGGUCUCACAAGGUUGCCCAGGCUGGCCUUGAACUUGGGAUCCUUAGCCUCAGCCUCCUGAGUCACUGGGAUUGCAGGUGUGUUGGUUUAUUUAAGUACCACCAUUCUUAGUUGUGAUACUAUCAGUGUUUUUAAUGUCAUUUAUGAAUCAUAAAGUUCUUUGUCUCUCCCCUCAUAUACACUCACAUAGACAUACACAGUUAAACAUAAAAGGGGCAAAAUGUAAAACAAAGACAUAAUAAGAAUCAUUAACAUGUAACCAUAGUUAAUGUAGAUAAAAAGAAAUUCUAACUCAGUUAAAAUUUUUAAAAAAAGAUUGAAAGUAUUAAUGCUGCAGGUAUUGUCUCUAGCCAUAUGUUUUUUUGCUAGUUAUAGUGAUAAUAUGAGAGAAUUUAUCCAUAAUAUUUUAUAGCAAAGUGAUAAAAUUAUUCUCAAUUCUUUUUCAGAACUUGAGGUUGAAUCCAGGGGUACUCUUAUCACUGAGCUACAUCCCUAGCCCUUUUUAUUUUUAUUUUGACACAGGGUCUUACCAAAUUGUCAAAACUGGCCUUGAACCUUCCUGUCUCAGCCUCCCAAGUAGCUGGGAUGUCAGGUCUAUGCCACUGUGGCAGGCUAGUUUAUGCUUUUAAUAAAUCUUUCCCCAAUUCAAACUUUUAAAAGUUCAUGACUUUUAUUCUGAUAUAUUACUUCUUAAAUGUACAUGAAUUAUAUUGAAUGAAUCACUAUUUAGCCUAUUCAUUCCUCUUAAUUUGCAUAUUUUGACUUCAGUUGUAGAGGUACUCAACCCAUUUCUUAGUCAUGCCUGAGCUGUAAAGGAGAAUGCCUGAAGUAUUUUCAAAAGCAGAAACAUUUAAAAGGUGAUAGUUUUGUGCUGGGGGUAUAGCUCAGUGGUAGAAUUGCUUGCGUAGCACAUGUGAAGCCAGGGGUUUAAUCUCCGGCACCACAAAAAUUAAAAAGUAAAUAAAAAUAGAAUAUCACAGUUAGGAAAAAAAGCUAUGGGGAUCUUAUGCCUUUGCUUAGAAUUUUAUCAUAGUUCUACCACUGAUGUGCUGUGUCCUUUGGCAAGCAAUUUCCUUAAUCUCAUGUGCCUAUUUCCCCUGGUAAAUGAUAGUGAUAAUACCUGCCCUCACCUACCUCACUAAAUUGUUGUGAGUAUAAGAUAAUGUUCGUGAAAAUGUUUGGGAUCUCCAGAAGAAUAGCUUCUCCGAAAUUCAUAAUGAUAGAAUAGUGUACAAAGGUUACAAAGGGUUCCUUUCCAGUUUGCCUCUGCGAAAGUGUCUUUAACAUGGAUCAUUUUAUGAAACAUAUAAGAGAAACAUAGGCCUUAUCAUAGUGUGGUGUUCCCUUAUAAAUGUGUCCUGUUCUGUUUCUUCUCUGCCAGAUACCCAGAACACAGACUGAAUUUUUCUUUGUAAUCAUCCUUGGCAAAAGCAUAGCUUUUCAAAAACCAAACUCCUUAUAGUGGUGCUAUGGCAGCUGCAAUUGCAUUUUGAGUUAGAGAUGUGGUGAGACCAUCAGAGACUCAAAUAUUGAUUUGGCCUGUUGUCUUCAGGCACUUUUGCUACACGGUGACCUCACGGGCUGUUGUAGGACCAGAUGGUUAUCCUUUUGUUUCUUGGCAGAUUUUCAGUACCUUUCUUUGGAAUAGAGGGUCUGUUUUAAGAAAGAAAGUGUGCUAACAUUAUUUUUUGCUUUGCAGAAUUGAACUUUGCUUUACUCUAAAAAUUCCAAUCAUCACAUAUCUGUGAAAGUUAAAUAUAUAUAUAUAGUGAACCAUUUUUUCUUUCUGUUAAUUUAAUUCUUAUCACCUAUUGGUGAUAUCAGGUUUCUGAUCCAGUUAUCCAUGGAUCAUGGGCAGGGCCUUACAUUUCAACAGGUUAUGCUUUUCUUUGUGGGGAGUGGGAUCCUGUUUCUAGGAAAUUACAAAGGGCACAUCACUGCAGAUGUAAGUAAUUCCUUCUUGCAAGGGACAAGAUUUUUUUUUUUUUUUUAAGAAAAAAGGAUGCAUUUUUGGUACACAGGGUAAGGACACAUUUAGCAUUUAGGCUUAUCUCUGUAGAUACAGCCUUCCCUUGCUGCAGGCAGUUGGACUUUUGUAACUCAUUGCUAACAAGGUGAUAUCUGUGAUUAGUUUUAUAGGACAAUGGGAGUUUCAAGUACUGGAGAUGAAGAGUUGGGGAGUUUUAUGCUUGAAAAAUGAACAAAAGUACAUCUUCUGCAGUGAGGUAGCUAAUGUUGAUAGAUCAGGAAUACUAUUCAACAGCUUUUGCUGUAUUGAGUAGCUUCAAUGUCUCUCUUCAGUAUGGAUGCAUAAAAAUAUUACUGUAUGUUCUGAAUAAAGAUCAUUUGUAUGGACAGUGUAUGGAUGCAUUUGUAGGUUGUGAAAAAGCAGUGGUGUGUGUAUGUGUGUAUAUGUAAAUAUUUUGUUUAGAACACUAUUACUUAAAUUUAUAUGGAAAUAAUAACAUGUUGUUUCUUUAGUGCUUGGGAAACUAAAAAUGCAAUAGGACCAUUCAUUGUAAUCUGCUCUAGAGAGCAUUUUUAUUAUACACCAUGCACACACAAACGCACACACAAAAGCAUUACCAACUGCUCUCACUUUAGAUAACUGCUGCUUUUUUAAAAAACCUUAAAUAAUGGAGGAUGAUAGCAUUCUUUUUAAAGAGGCUUUUCUGAAGAGUAAAAUGUAAAUAUAGGACAUGUGGGGAGGGUGGAGCCACUUGCAGAUGGACAAGUAGCCUUUUAAAUUUUCCUUUUUAAUCAUCUUGACCGUGUGUGCCUAUUUGUAUUGCAGAUGUGAACUACUAUUUCGGGGGGUCUAUAAUAGUAUGUUUUGAAACUGAAUUACUACAUAAACUCAGAAUAACCUCUUUCUCCAUCCACCUUUUUCACACUAAAUAUUCUUGCCAAAUAUUUCUACUGAUAUGAAGGCAAAAUGAUGGGACUCUCAAGCCUCCUUCCUCAUCUUCCCUACCUGUUGCAGCUCUGUCUUAUACCUGGCCUAGCCUUAUAAUUUUCGUUGGCUUUUCAUAAGUAAGAACAAUUAAUUAUAAUAUUUAAAGACUGCAUAAUUUCAAAAUGUUUGUAAGCUGCCUUUUUAGUUGUAUGGUUAUACAGCACCAUCAGUUAAGACCAGGAAGUGAGUCUGCAUCUGUAACGUGCUGUGGGUCCAGAUGAGGUAUGGAAUGAUACUAAACUUGUCUACAUUUUAAGAGGAAUUGGAACUUUUUAGAAGUGGAUGGGAAAGCAAGUCUACAAUAUAUAUGUAAUCACUGUAUGAUAAGGAAAACCAAAUGCUGAAUCCUAUCACUGUGUACUUGGGGGCCAGGCUAUGGAUUUGGCUGUCAUUUUUACCCUUGAAGAUUAUAUGUAAUUAUGAUAAGAAGACAAAUAAAGUUUUUAAACAAAAAGUGUUUGUUUUCAGUAUUUAAGAUUUGGUAGUAAAUUUUCUACUUUAAACUAUCUUCCAAAAAAAUUACUACAAAAAAAAUCUUAUGGGUGAGACUUGGAGGGUUGAGGAAGCUAAUUUUUAAAAAGUUCAGUCACUUGUAAUAAUUUGUUAAAUAAAUAGUCGUGAUUCCUUCUGAGCCAAACUGUCACUAAAAUGUCCCGUGACAGAACAACUCCUCUUUUUUCUGACAUUCUGCAUAAUGGAAGAAUUCUGUGUUGUAUUUGUUUUUAAUCCUUGACUCAUAAAAAAAAUAAUGAUUUUAGUGUUGCUUAGCUUGAGUUUAAAGUGUAACUUCCACUAACAACUGCAAUAAAAAGAAAAGCUUUGCUCCAA